AGCAGGAGGAGCUUUCCGCUUCCUGCGCGGCGGGGGCCGGGCUGGGAGCGAGCGUAGCGUCCCGUAUCCGAGCAACGCGCGGUGCCCGCGGCCAUGGGCAGCCCCGGUCCCCGCACCAGCGACUGGUACCGCACCAGCCCGCGCCUGCCCGGCCGCUUCCAGAACCCAAGCUGCUUCCGCGGAUACGGGCAGCCGCAGCCUCACCCCCUGUACCGGACCACCAACCAGGCCUAUGGCAGCAAAGCCCCCACAGUGCACGAGGUGCCGACCUCCUUCCACAUCACCUCGCAUGCGUUCUCGAACACUCUGGGACAGUGCGGCAUGUAUAGCGACAACGGGCUCAACACUGCCCUGGAGAAGAGCUGCGUCACUGGCACAGCCAACUUCAUCACCGCCCAUGACCACCUCAACUUUCACCCCAGCUACAACCCAAGAGGCCCGUCGCACUGUUAGAUGUGCACCAGUAACGGUGACAGCAUGAAGCUGCUUCAGUUACUGCUGGCUGCCUAAAUAAAAAAUCACAAAACCCCAAAACCGCACACAAACGGCAGCAUUGACCUUAUGUGAAUCUGUUGCUAAGCCUCACCUGAAAACAUUUGAGGAACCACUACACAGUUGUGGUGUAGCUGCUCAAUGGGGUUACAUAAUAGGUGGUUGGAAUUAGACAAUCUUUAAGGUCCCUUCCAAUUUGGACUGUUCUAUUUCACUGAGAACAGACACAAAGAAUCACAGAACGGUUAGAAAGGACCUCAAAGCCCAUCAAAUUCCAACCGCCCUGCCAUGGGCAGAGAUGCCUCCUGAUGGAUGAGGAUGCUCACAGCCCCAUCCAACCUGGCCUUGAACACCUCCAGGGAUGGGGCAGCUUUGACUUCUUUUAAGGUCUUUUCUAACUCAAACCAUUCCAUGAUUCUAUAAGCAGGAAAAUUGCAAUUAGUAGCAGCUGAUCACUGCCUUCUGUAGCACUAACAUGGUGCAUGCUGCAAGGCAUCCGCAGUGCUUAAGUGAUCCUGAAAAUUUCAGUUAUCAUUACUGAGGAGAGUAAAACUGUAUAGACAGACUGUCAGGAAAAUAAUUCACGUGGCAUGAUCAUCAUCAGCAGAUUAAAAUACAUGCUUCAUGCUAUUAACCACGUAAGUCAGGACUUGAUAAGAAUUUUCCCCUGGAACAUAGGAAAAGAAAAUCUUUCAGCGUGGUAAAGUGAGACUUGCUAUGACCUUGCCAUGAACAGCUGCAAAACUAGAAGCAGCAGUACAUCUCUAAAAACAACCUCCCCAACCCAAACUGUUCCAUGUAUUGUUGGUUUUAACAGGGCUCCUCCCUAGUCAUGGCCACAAACAUAGCCUCGGGGGAAAAGCAGUUCAAAUCUGUGUUACCCAAACGGGGUUUGGUAAUUUGUUGGGAAAAAUACAGACACCUCCUUUGGAAUGAGCGGAAAAAAAUCACUAAUUUUCAGUUUGAGUGUUAUUAGGAAUACUGUCUCAAUUUAUAAAGGUUUAAUGUGAUUACUUGUCAAUUCAAUAGCUCGUAUGAACCAUUUUACUUAAUUUACAGGCAGUAAAUAGUUAUAAAUACGAGAACAAUAUACGUUACAUAUUGCCUUAACCUUUUCUCUGUCACUAAUGAUCCUUUCAACUCUUGGCUCAAGUACCACAUAUC
Messenger RNA from Cuculus canorus (common cuckoo), 1656 nucleotides. It is a transcript of the gene PIERCE1, whose product is annotated as piercer of microtubule wall 1. Lineage: Eukaryota; Metazoa; Chordata; Aves; Cuculiformes; Cuculidae. The record is from RefSeq and is a predicted model, not a curated record. The transcript is spliced from 3 exons. The coding region runs from base 94 to 453 and encodes 119 amino acids. Gene Ontology annotation, biological process: axoneme assembly. Gene Ontology annotation, cellular component: axonemal microtubule.